AAAGCGGCAUUUCCACACAAAUUCAUUCAUUGUUCCUCAUACCUUACAUUGCAGCGGCCGCAAUUGACCCCUCUUGGUGCAUGCCGCCUUCCUUCACCUGCCGUUUCCUUCAAAUACCCCUCACGUCCACCGACGGCAUCGACCACGGGUAAUUAUAAUAGUUCCCGUCCUCUUUCUUCAUCCACAAUUAAUCGGAUCGGCAACCAUCGCCACCAUGACUUCGGAUACCCAAAGUCCACGAACUUCGACCUCCAGCAGGCGAAGGAUUCCAAAUCAUGACACGGGUUUCCCUGAACCCUUUAACGGAGUGUCAAACACCACCCUACCACAUCCCGAGGCCAAUAUAUCGCCCGAUGCCGUCAUCAGUCAGGAGGAUAUCAUUUUUAGUAAAAAAGGCCGGUCGUCUCGCUCCUUCCGGCAAAAGCACAAGCGUACCAUCAGCCACGGCCGUAUCACACAGCAAAUGCAGGCCAUGUACAGCGACGUCGUCCUCGAGGAGGACGAGGACAUGCUCGAGCCACCCAUGUCGCCCAUAUCAACCAUGGAUUUUGAAGCAAGCCUGCAAUCCCGGCGCACCUCCAGCAACCCCCCGCAAACGCCACCCGAAAUCAGCUUGAGAACUGGCCACAUGAGCCGCGGCAAGGACGGGGAUAGCCUCCUAUCCCAUAGCGCAGGGGAAACAUCUCCGACUUCUUCCGAGCGUUCAUACAAGAGGAGCCUGCUUCGUCGGCUAGGCCUCCGCAGGAAAGUAUGAUGGAAGGGUAGGGAGGGGCAACGCCACCAAUUCCCCCCCUUCACCGAAACUCCUAAUAACGGCCGACCAUACCGAAGGACCACGAAUGCGAGCCAAACGAAGGUGCCGCAUCCUGGUUCUAAUGAUGAUACCAUGACAACGACAAGCGAUAUUCGGGAUUAAAAUAUUGUUAGCGCGGAGUUUCUAUUUUUCUUAAUCCUUUUUUCUUCCAACAGCAUUUAACUACUUGGCUCUGAGUACAUUACAUUGUUUGUGUAUUUAUCUAGGGGGAGUUGGUGGGUACUGAUAGCAAAACGGAGGCUGCGAUGGACGGUGGGAAACAGUCC
Molecule: messenger RNA, 1080 nt
Organism: Sodiomyces alkalinus F11
Lineage: Eukaryota; Fungi; Ascomycota; Sordariomycetes; Glomerellales; Plectosphaerellaceae
Exons: 3
Coding region: 215-754 (179 amino acids)
Source: RefSeq, a predicted model, not a curated record